ACAUUUUCCAUUUUACUUCGUGCAGUUAUUCAAGUGAUUAGUCGCGGAGAUUACUGCAGCGCAAAAUAGGUAUGGCUGUAAAAUUUUGGAUCAAAAAUUGAGUUGUGGAUGAACAAUGUUUGAACAAGUCUUCCUGUAAGCUAGUUAAUAUUUGCAAUCAAAACGUUGCUUUUUUUAUCGUGAUCUCGGCUUGAACCAACGCAGUAGAUACAGAAGUGAAUUCACGAUCGAUUGCAACAUCUCGAAACAAAAAAAUAAAAAUGUUCGCGGAGAAAAGUUCAUCUUUGGUGGACGAUAAACAUCGAUUAAAUGUAUCUAGAGAAACUAGUGAAGGUGCCCAAUCACGAUUAUCCACCGGUAGCAGUACUGAAGAAGAGGACGUAGAUUACUGCGAGAAUUCUCCAUGGGUGUUCAUUCCGGAACCUGUUUUUGCGAAGAUAUUUCUAUCUCUGGAACCAAGGGACAUUCUGAAUGCUGGUCAGACCUGUAAGCGUUGGAACAAACUGUCUCGGGAUGAUUACAUUUGGCGUAAAUACUUCCGGAGAGAAUUCAAUGUUGAUGUGAACAUAGGGUUGAAGCCAGGAGCGGAGUCAUAUCGAUCGGAAUACAAGCGAUUAACCGACAACGUGCCAAUGGUGAUGACGGAUGUUCUAAUGAAUCACUCCCAUCAGGUGUUACACGUUAGUUUUUCGCAUAAUGGUAAAAUGUUUGCGACCUGCUCCAAAGAUGGGUUUGUCAUUGUUUGGAAUUCUGCUUAUCCAUCGACAAUGCGUGACUCCUUCGAUAUGCGCAAGUUAAGUUGGAAAUACACUCAAUUUUCACAGUUCAAUCAAAGCGAUACACUACUAUUAGUAUCCGGCGUUCAUUUUGGAUCCCCGCAUAGUACUUCUGGAGAAAUCGCUGUUUUUACCGUACAAAAUGGAUUUCGGUUGAAAUGUCGCGUGACUAACCGUCCUUAUGACAUUUUCGGUACAUGGUUCAGUGAUCAACACUUGUUAUCUGGUGAUUUGAACUGGUUGGCGCAUUUAGUUAGUACAUCUAUUCUAUGGUUGAACAAGGCAAACCAAGAAGUUGACUCGGAACAUACGCCCAUCCGCAAUCAAAUGUACAAGUUCUACAAUCGAAAUGCGAGUUCCAUUAGAGCAAUCACGGUAGCAAAUUGCCCGUGGUUGAAUGAUGAAACUAGCAAUACCAAGGAAAAAGAUGCCGCGGAAGGGCCCAGCAGCUCCACUAGAAACAGUAAUGAAGACGACGAGGACGACAGAAGAAUUGGGAACCCUCUGUCGCACUAUCAGAUGAAUCAAGAUCAAGCUAUGGAAGAUGUAUACCGUGUUGGAAGAGGAUUCAUUCCAGAUAUUGAUCUAGACUUUCCAUACAUCCCACUUGAGAAUCACGAUUACGCCAGUCCCAUUCAUUAUUUGGACGAAUACCGGAGAGAGUGUGAAGAUAGCUAUUACGAAUCUUCGGAUGACUGUCUGGACGAUGAUGAUGAACAGGAAGAGGACGACAUGUCGGAAGUGGACGAUCUUGAUAAUCUUUGUCCCAAGUAUUUAAUAUUCUCGACUGGUUCUAAAACAUACACCCCCCACCAGAUCGGAUUCAAGAGAAUAGGCAGUGUAAACUUCCCCCGUCGGCUGGACCCGGGACCGUCACUGAAGGAACGCAUUGCUUUGCGAGAAAGGCAGCGUGAGCUGGAGGUAAUUAUGCGCGAGAUGUCACAUGAAGAAAUCCGCCUCCAAUAUAUCUUACAGAACGAAACCCCUCCGGUGGAACCAAACUGGGCAAACUACGAUUCCGUUGCCGAUCGCUUCGAUAGAGUGGACCGACUGAUCGAUUUGCACGGCCACAUCAUCGGGAUGGGUUUGAGCCCUGACCAUCGGUAUUUGUACGUCAACAGUCGGCCAUGGCCGAAAAAUUACGUAAUACGGAACCCACUGGAACCGCCCCCAAUUGCACAAGAGAUUGACAUUCAUGUGAUUGAUCUGAUGACGUUGAAGAAGGUUGGAACAAUGUUGAGAGCACACAAAGCCUACACACCGAAUACCGAGUGUUUCUUCAUAUUUUUAGAUGUCUGUGAUAACUACGUUGCAAGUGGGGCCGAAGACAUGCACGCCUAUCUGUGGGACCGCUACUACGGCGUUUGCUUGGCCAAGUACCAGCAUGGUGAUGUUGUAAAUAGCGUAGCCUUCAAUCCACGGGACAAUGAAAUGCUUGUAACCACUAGUGACGACUAUGAAAUUAAGGUAAUUGAUGCUAGUUUGUUGAUAGAAUGUUACAUUGACAGAUUCUGUUUUGUUCUAGAUCUGGAGGUCAUUAGCACAGGCAAAGAAACUGGGCAUUCAACCGGUCGGCAAAGCGGUAGAAUUCAGAAAGGUCAAAUCUAA
Messenger RNA from Malaya genurostris, 2384 nucleotides. It is a transcript of the gene Fbw5, whose product is annotated as F-box/WD repeat-containing protein 5. NCBI's taxonomy places the organism in Eukaryota, Metazoa, Arthropoda, Insecta, Diptera, Culicidae. Gene Ontology annotation, molecular function: protein binding. The record is from RefSeq and is a predicted model, not a curated record. Gene Ontology annotation, biological process: protein ubiquitination. Gene Ontology annotation, cellular component: Cul4-RING E3 ubiquitin ligase complex; SCF ubiquitin ligase complex. Bases 261 to 2384 code for a protein of 707 amino acids. The transcript is spliced from 6 exons.